AGGUCGAAACUCUUCCGCAACUCAAGCAUCAGCUGUUUGACUGUGCUACCGACUGUUUGUUUCCCCUUUCAAUCGUGAGGAAUACCUUCCUCAUUUUAACAAUAGUUAUCUUUUCCUUUCACACGAAUGUCAAAUUAGCGGAGCAACUGCGAAGGCCAGCUCUUCUGAAGAGGUGGCCCGAUGGCAUCUUUUUGAUUGAUCUUUAAGAUUCUGUUCCGCCGUUUUAGAACCUAGUGGGUUAAUUCAGCAAUCAGAUUGUUAAGGGAAUUUGGUUGAACAUUAACCGAAUUGGAUGAACUAACUCGAAGGAUCAGGUGGCCUCGCUCAACGACGAAAUGCAGCAGGUCGAGCGAGACUGACAAGACAUCCAGAAAAACAGUUGAACUGAGUGGACGUUUCUAAACCGGAAUGUUAAUUAUUGUGCUCAGUUUUCUAGUGGACAAUGUCUUGAACACUGGAAUUAAAGCCAUGAACUUCUGACAGUUACCCUUAUUCUUUGGUAUUGUUCAGCCUGGAGCCACAGCGAUUGUCAUGAACUCAACAAAGAAGUAUGUGCAGAAUUUAGAGGAACCAGCAGUUCUGGGUACCUUGUCCCAUCUGAAGGGAGUGUCCUUGGAUGACAGUGUGAUUCAGAAGAUAGAAGCAGUGCGAUGCAAACUGGAGAAAGAGCUAGCACAGCAGGAGUGGCUCUUCGCUCAGGGUCUAGAGCACUACUUCCAUGCAGCUGAAACAGUAGCUGAUUGACUUAAGUGACAAUUCAGCUUUCUGAUUCCAUGCUUCCAAACAGGCUACAAUCAUUGGGCUGCAGCACCCUUCCUGACCUGGUCCAGUUUGACAGUGAGUCGCAGGUAGCUCUAAGUUCGGCAGGAAGAUCCUUCAGAUUACAAGGAGCCCCCCGUGGAGUGGGAACAUAAGCUAAAGCUUGAUCACAACUUGCUCCAGAGGCAUAGAUUUGAAAAGUGGCCUGUGGUGGAAGCAGUGGUUUUUGCCUCUAGCAUCACUCUUUGCACUCUAAAGAGAGACCUGAUGUUUAUCGUUGUUGGUGGAAUCGCAGUUUCCAUUGUAGCGUUCCUGUUUACUGCCAAGUUUCUCUACGAGCUAUUAGCACGGAUUAUCAGCUUUCUUCAAAAUGACAACAGAGGUAGGCGGGGAAACCGCACCAUUUAUGACUAUGUGCGUGGGAACUACCUGGAUCCCAGGUCAUGCUUAGUAACCUGGGAUUGGAAGGAUUUUCCGGAAGUCGGACACAUCAUGACCUUUAGGGUACAUUUGUUCUACAAGAAUGGGCGACCAUUUCCUGCACAACGUCCUGUGGGAUUACGGAUUCACAUUUCACAUGUGGAGCUUGGGUUGGAUGUUCCCAUCACGCAGGAAGUACUCCAUGCACAGAAGAGCAAUGUGGUGAAGGUGGGCUUCACAGUGAGAAAGGCAGGAAGGUACGAAAUCUCUGUCAAAGUUGGAGGAUCGAAUGUGGCUUACAGUCCAUACUAUAAAACUUUUCAACCUGGAUCUGUAUUUCCAGCCAAAACACAAAUCCUCUACCACUUCUCCACCCUGGUACUGACUAGUGGACAACAGCACACAUUGCAGAUUGCCCCACGCGAUGAAUAUGAUAACCCAACAAGUAAUGCAUUGUCUGUCAUUGGGCAGGAUGAUUACAAAGUCCAAAUCAAAGAGCUUGGUGGCCCUGAAAAUGAAAUGUCAGAUGUUUUGUUUCAUAAAACCAUUUCCUCGAAUAAGAUCAUGUGCCUAGUGCUUCUGAACUUGACAUUGUGGAAAAAAGGUUGUUUUCGAGCAUCUGUCACCUACUGGGACCAAUUGAUUGGUAAUGGGGUGUUUGACAUCAUUGUUCUCAGCGAAAAUGAGAAGAACACAGUAGAAAAGAACGUCUCAACUCCAGGAACUAGUGUUUAUUUUGAAGCAUACUUAUAUAGCACAGCAAAUUAUGCAAACUCUCAGUGGCAGUUGCCACCAAUAUCACCUUCGAGCGUGGGUCGGCACCCAUCAACCAAUACGGAUGAAGAAGAUGAGAAAGAUUUGGAUCAGGAAAACCAGACAACUGAGAAAGUGAAAAAACCCAAGAAGGUCUAUUGUUACAUUUCACCAAAGCAAUUCUCAGUGAAGGAGUUUUAUCUGAAAAUCAUCCCCUGGAGACUUUUUACUUGCAGAGUGUGUCCAGGAACAAAGUUUUACUACCACAGUCUGGAUCCAGUGCAUAAGUUCCUCACGUUAGUGGUGGAUGAUGGGAUACAACCUCCUGUGGAACUUAGUUGCAAAGAAAGGAACACCAUGGCAGCAACAUUCAUUCGUUUCUUACAUAAGAACAUUGGUGGUUCUGAAACUUUCCAAGACAAAGUGAAUUUCUUUCAGCGAGAACUUCGUCAAAUGCACAUGAAACGAUCACAUACAAAGAUUGUACUUAAAGUCAGCCGUCACAGUUUCCUUGAGUCGUCCCUGAAAGCCACAAGAAACUUCUCCGUCUCUGAUUGGAGCAAGAAUUUUGAGGUGAUUUUUCAGGAUGAAGAAGCAUUGGACUGGGGUGGCCCACGCAGGGAGUGGUUUGAGUUGAUGUGUAAAGCACUCUUUGAUCAUAGCAAUGGUCUGUUCAUGCAUUUCAGUGACAAUAACCAGGGAUUGGUACACCCGAACCCAGACCGAUCACCUCAUCUUCGACUAAAAUUGUAUGAGUUUGCAGGAAAAAUAGUUGGGAAGUGUUUGUAUGAAUCUGCUCAGGGUGGCGCUUACAAACAGCUAGUUUGUGCACGCUUUACUCGUUCGUUCUUGGCACAAAUUAUUGGACUCCGGAUGCACUAUAAGUAUUUUGCAACAGAUGAUCCAGAAUUCUACAAGAGUAAAGUAUGUUACAUCUUGAAAAAUGAUGUGAGUGAAAUGGACCUCGUUUUCGCUGAGGAAAAAUACGACAAGUCGGGACGUUUGGAGAAGGUUAUAGAGCUGAUAGCUGGAGGUGCACAGAUACCAGUAACCAAUGACAACAAGAUAUUCUACUUGAACAUGUUAGCACAGUACAGAUUGGCCAGUCAGGUGCGGCAAGAAGUGGAGUAUUUCCUUAAAGGCUUGAAUGAGUUGAUUCCAGAAAAUCAUCUCGCUAUAUUUGAUGAAAAUGAGUUGGAGCUGUUGAUGUGUGGGACUGGCAACAUCAAUGUACCUGAUUUCAAGACCCAUGCUGUCAUUGUUGGAGGGACCUGGCACUUCCGAGAGAAGGUAAUGAAGUGGUUCUGGACUGUAGUGUCCAGUUUUACACAGGAAGAGCUUGCUCGAUUGUUGCAGUUCACAACCGGGUCUUCCCAACUCCCUCCAGGAGGAUUUGUGGCAAUGUGCCCAUCUUUUCAGAUCAUAGCAGCACCUACACAGAAUACCUUGCCCACGGCCCAUACUUGUUUUAACCAGUUGUGCCUUCCCACUUAUGAUUCCUGCGAGGAACUGCACAAAAUGCUGAAACUGGCUAUUAAUGAAGGCAGUGAAGGAUUUGGGAUGCUGUAAUCGUGAGACUUUGAGGCGUGACAAAGUGAACCUAUCCUCCAAUAUGCUGGGAAAAAAUACAGGGUCCAGGGCCGGCCAGUUUAAGAUUGACAUGGUUUGCCCAUUUAUCUACCACGUCCAAGAGUUGCUGAAAGAUGGUGAGGUGAUCAGCAUGCUCCACUCAACACUUUUCAAACUCCGCCUGUAAUACCGAGCACUCAGUUCCAAAAUGAAGAGGGAUGUUUUUCAGGUUCUGUAAUCAGUAUCGUCCUUCUGCAUACUUGUCUGAUUUUACAAAUAACUCGACCUGGGGAGUUUGUUUUAAAGACUUGAUCAUCUGACAAUUUGUCAGGAAGCAGGAAAAACAUUGAAUGCUUUCAAGCAACUACUAAAACUGUGUCAAUUUAUUCAUGUAGCACACAACAUUCUUUGUCAAACGGUAUUUUGAGCACACACUGAAAAGGAUUUGAUACGUGGACUUGCAAGCUAUUGAGAGUUUUAUGAUUUUUGCAUUGACCUUGGUACUAGGCACUCAACUGUGAAAGAAACCAAAAGCAAUGCCAGGUUCUAAGACCUGUCUUCUAGAUUGUCCUGUUCACUGAACUAUAGUCGUGCUGUUGGCUGCCUCCUUGCUGAAUGGCAGUUAUAACACAUCUCUCAAAUCUUAAAAUAACUGCGUUUUUUUUCCAUAAGCUGCGUCUUGUUGCUGAACUGCUGAGACAGGUGCUAGCCAGUCACAGAUUUUCAGAAGGGAGCUGCCAUUCUGAUUUUCCAAUUUCACUCAUUUCCAGCUUGACUCUUAGUAAAGUUGAAGUACAGAUGCUGGGAAAGUGAAGUGAAAACAGAAUGCCGGAAAUAACUCAGCAUCUAUGGAGAGAGCAACAGAAUAAACAUUCCAGGGCAAUCCAUCAGAAUUCACACAACUUUCAGGAUUAUAUUCAAUAACUAAGGUAGUGAUGUAGAUGAAGAAAGAGUUAAUCACCAACGAAUGGGAUUCAAAUGUGAGAGCACAAACUAUCUCCAGUGCGUUAUAGUAAAUAGAGUACAAUCUAACAUUCACUGAAAAAUCCAAGAUCACUAGAGAUAGAAAAUAAGCAGUUCUUCUAAUUUGCAAUUAUGUGUUAAAUUUUUCUUAAGAAGUUGUUAUUAGAAGCCUUGUCGUGAGGACCUCCUUCAAAAGAAGUGAUUAUUUUACAUAGUUGAGAUUAAGCUAAUGCAUGUUAUAUCAGGUUGUGGUAUACUACAGAUGAUUUUAGUUGGAAGUUAGUAAUUAUUUUGUGGGUUAUCUAAUAUGAGCAAAAUGCUGUUUUAAAGGCAGGUUUUGCAAUGCAACUGGAAACCAGCUGGGCCAAAUGGAUUUAGCCUUUUUAUUACUACAGGGAUAUCACAAGCUAAAGUACAGAGGUUGGUGAUUGUCUCGGUCUCUGGUUUCAGAUCUCAGCUAGGAUGAUGCUUGUAUCGUCUACAAAAAACAAAAGUAGACUUCAAAAUCAGGGUCUUUUUCUUGGUUGUGGCCUGUUUUUAAUCACCCACUUAAAUACCAGGAAUAAGGAGGUACGUAGCUUAUGUGUACCAUUAAUUAUCCUUCUUCCAUUGUCUGUCCAAAAAAAAUCAUGUGCAUUCCUGCACACUCACCUCACACAUGUUAAGCUUUCACUCCAAAUCUUCUAAUACAGGUCAGGGAGCAAGAAAGGUCGUGAUCAUAAACAAUCGAAGCAUAUUUGUAGUUCACAGCAUUUAUUGUAACUUGACUUCUUAAUGCACAUAUGAAAGAAGAAAUAUGACCUUUCUUCUUUUUAUAUAUCAGCUAUAUUCCUCAACCAUGUCACAAUAAUUAAACGUAUUUUAUUUCUAGAGCUUGCAAGAAAGGUUCACUUAUUAUUUUGGUUUUGUUGCUGGCAUUUGAUGUUUUCUGACAGUGAGUAACCUGAGUUUGGAUGGUACUGUUUGAUGUCAUCAGUUUGGCAAGUUAAUGUGGUUGCUUAAAGGAACAACAAAAUUAUUGAAGUAGAAGCAAGCUAUAGCGCAUUUAUGUUCUACAUUAGAGCCUCUGUUAAUAUGUCAGGCAUUUACCUGGAUGAGUUGGUUAGCUCAAAUGAAUGUUUUACUGUUGGAUGUAAAAUCAUGCACUUUAUGAAGUUAAAAGGACUUUGGUUUCAAACUUCUUUCACUCCCUAUCAUUGCUUGCCUUUUAGUAAACCUUCAGGCAGUUUUGAAGAGUUCCUACAAACAUGUAACGUUGGCUUUGAAAACUGUUGGAAGAGUUUCUGAGCUGAAGUGAUUGCACUGCUCUGUCUAUGCAGCACUUUCAGCCUCUGAUCUGAAGGUACGAAUGAUUUAGAAGUUUACAAGGCUGACUUUUAUAAGAAGUCCAUUUUGUGUGAAUAAUUGUGGAGUUGUUAUAAAUGCAGAUCUGAUUUGUGUACUUGUGUUAUCUAGAGUUUUAACUUUUAACACAGUUCUUCAGGCAGCUAAAUGCGAGCUACUGUGUUGUACUUUGGAGAUGAGAUUUCAAAUGAAUUAGGGAGUUAUCAUGAUCUGCACCUGAGUGUUUGCAACAAAAUAAAACAAGACUACUGCAAAGACUAAUGUGCAUUCGAAGUGGAAGUUCGAAGUAGGAGCAAAGCUUCAAAAUGAUGCAAAAGUUUCAAGUUUGAAUUCGGUUUUGCAUGGAAGACUAACUUCAAAGAGAAGUGGAAGAAUGCCUGACCAUUUUUCCUUCAGUAUCAAGUUGGUUCCUGACUCUCAACUUGGACUGCGGGAAUAAUUGUAGCAAGAACAAAAACAAAAGUUGCUGGAAAAGCUCAGCAGGUCUGGCAGCAUUUGUGAAGAAAAAAAUCGAAUUAACAUUUUGGGUCCGGUUACCCUUCUUGUGAUAUGGCUAUAGAAAGGACUUUUAGCAAAUACUUGGUCAAACACCAGGAGUGACAGUGAAAUUAAUGUCGGUGGACAAGAAGAAAGAUUGGAACAGAAAUCCCGUCUGAGAGGAGCAGAACGUCUUCAAGGUGGGUGUGCCUAGAAUAGAUUUGGCAGUGAGUUAAAUACUAAAUAAAAACUCAAAGAAUUUGCAGAUGCUGUACAUCAGGAACAAAAACCAGAAGCUGCUGAAGAAGCUCAGCAGGUCUGCCUGCAUCUAGCCCUUCCUGAAGAGUCACUGGACCCGAUUUUUUUUUUUUAUUGCUUCUUCGCAGAUGCUGCCAGACCUGCUGAGCUUUUCCAGCAACUUCUGUUUUUGUGCCUCAUUUAGAGCAUCCGCAGCUCUUUGUGUUCUUAAUUGUCACAAGAAUAUGAUUGAGACAAAACCCAUAAGCAACUUCGCAAAAAUGAGUUGUCUUCGUGGAUGUAAAGUGCAGAAAUAUUUUCAAAGUAGCAUAUUGUUAGAUGAAACUGAUGAAGAAGCUGUACAUAGUUCAGGGGUUUCUUUUAGUACCAUUGUAGAUAUUGGUUUAUGAGAGAGAGUGCAUUUAAGACAACCACUAUGGGUCCUCGCCCAAAAUGUCUGCCUUCCUGCUCCUCUGAUGCUGCUUGGCCUGCUGUGCUCAUCCAGCUCUACAUCUUGUUAUCUCAGAUUCUCCAGCAUUUGCAGUUCUGGCUAUCACUAAAUGGCAAAGCUCCCUACAGUGUGAUCUCUCCUAGUUCAUUCAUGCAAAUAGAUUUUGUGCACUGUGUGUUUGUUCUGAAAGUAUUGUUUUUAAUGCAGAUUUUGUUUUACCAGAAAAACCACGUUAAACAGGAUUAAGUUACAAAGUUUUUUUAUUAACAGAAGGUGGAGCUAACCUAAAAGCAAGUCCUCAUUGUGAAAUUAAGCAAUUUUUGAAGCAAGUUUUAUUUAAUUUGCAGAUUCUUACAAUGCAAAAAAGACCCUUCGGCCCAUCGAAUAUGCACAGACAUGACUACCACUAAAAAUAUGCUAAGCCCAAUUUUCUGCACCUGUCCCAUAUCCUUGAAUGUUAUGAUAGCUCAAUUGCUCGUCCAAAUAUUUUUUAAAGGUUGUAAGAUUUCUAGCCUCUACUACCUUACCAGGCAAUGCAUUCCAGAUUCCCACCACCCCUGAGUGAAAAUGUUUUUUCCCAAAUCAUCUCUGAAUUUCCUGCCCCUUGCCCUAAAAUUCUGCCCUCUCAUGAUUGACUCCUUCAACCAAGACGUACAGCUGCUCUCUAUCCACCCGGCCCAUACCCUUCAUAAUCCUAUCCACCUCCAUGUCCCCAUUGUCUUCUCUGCUCUAAAGAAAACAGUUGAAGUCUGUAUAGUCUCUGCUAGCUCAAUUUCUCCAUCCCAGGGGCAACCUGGUCUACUCCUCUGUACUACCUCUAGUGCUAUCACAUGUUUCCUGCAGUGAGGUGACAAGAGCUGCAGAUAGUUCUCCAGCUGUGGUCUAACUGUUACCCUACAACUCCAAUAUUACCUGGUUAAAAACUGUGAAUGCUCUUAAAUCAGAAAUUGCUGGUAAAGUUCAAUGGGUUGAGCAGCAUCAGUGGAGAGAAUUGGAAUUUACUGUUUUGAACCAAAUGAUCCUUUCUCAGAACUGAGGAAGAUUGAGGAAGAGUCACUCGAUAUGAAAUGGUAACUCUGAUCUCUCUCCAUAGAUGCUGUUGGACUUGCUGAGCUCUUCCAGCAAUUUAUUGUUUCCAACAUUACCUCCUUGCUAGUAUACACAAUAUCAUGACUGGUGAAAACGUGUCCCUAUUCUCCCUGUCCCCCCCCCCCCCCCCCCUGUUGUGUAGCACUGGACUCUGGUCUACUGUCAGUCAAAUAGCCUUCUACAGCUACCUUUUCUGUCUUUAUUACUAACCCAGUUCAUGGUCCAUCUUGCCAAGCUUCCCUUAGUUCCAUGUGCUUUAACCUUCUCUACGUCCCCUGUGGGAUUUCAUCAAAAGCUUUGCUAAAAUCCGUUUAAUCUACAUCAACUGAAUUUCCCUCAUCCAAAUAUUCGUUCACAUUUUCAAAACAAUUCUAACAAAUUUGUUAGGCAUGACCUCCCUCUGACAAAGCCAUGCUGAGUAUCCUUCGUUAAUCCAUGCCUCUCUAAGUGGGUAUUCAUUUUGUCCAAGAGAAUUUCUUGCUCUUGUUUCCCUACCACUAAGCUGAGACACACCAGUCUGUCUCCAUCUUCUUCACUAGCCAUUUUAAUUUAAUUUCUCCUCACAUGCCCUUGAUGACAUGUCCAGAUAGGCUGCCUCCAAUGCCACAAUGAUGGCACAUGCAAAAUGGAGGAGCAACACCUCACCGGGCCUACAGGCCGAUGGCCUGAACAUAGAAUUCACCGCUUUUAAAAUCUCCCCACUUCUGGCCUCAACCCAAGUCCAAACUCCCUCUCAUCCCACCUGCCCCUGACCUAACACAACCUGUUCUCCAUCUUCCCCACUUAUCCACUCUACCCUUCCCACCAACCAAUCACUGCAACCCCCUACUCACAUCCACUUAUCACCACUCCACCUACCUUACCCCAGCCCCACACGUCGUCAUCCUUGUCUCCUUAAGACCAUAAGACACAGUGGAAGUAAGGCCAUUCAGCCCGUCGAGUCCACUCCGCCAUUUAAUCAUGGCUGAUGGGCAUUUCCUCUGCACUUCCCUGCACUCUCCCCGUAGCCCUUGAUUCCUUGAGAGAUCAAGAAUUUUUUGAUCUCUGCCUUGAAGAUGUUUAACGUCCCGGCCUCCACUGCGCUCCGUGGCAAUGACUUCCACAGGUCCACCACACUUUGGCUGAAGAACUGUCUCCUCAUUUCCGUUUUAAAUUUACCCCCUCUAAUUCUAAGGCUGUGCCCACGGGUCCUAGUCUCCCUGCCUAACGUAAACAAUUUCCCAGCAUCUAUCCUUGACCGAACUACACAACCUGUCCAUUUUCUCUCUCACCUGUAAACAUAGAACAGUACAGCACAGUACAGGCCUUUUGGCCCACGAUGUUGUGCUGGAUAUUUACCCUAUACCUAAGGUCUAUCUAACCACCACCACUACCUUAUACUAUCAUCCAUAUGCCUGUGUAAUAGUCACUUAAAUGACCCAAAUGAGGCUGACUCCACUACCCUCUCCGGCAAUGCAUUCCAUGCUCCUACCACUCUGAGUAAAGAACCUACCUCUGAUGUCUCCCUGAUAUCUACCUCCUUUCACUUUAAAACUAUGUCCCCUUGUAAAAGCUACCUCCACCCUAGGAAAAUGUCUGACUGUCCACUCUAUCCAUACCUCUGAUCAUUUUGUCCACCUCUAUAAAGUCACCUCUCAUCCUUCGUCCUAAAGAGAAAAGCCCUAGCUCUCUACAACCUUUUCUCGUAAGACCUUCCCUUCACUCCAGGCAGCAUCCUGGUAAAUCUCCUCUGCACCUUUUCUAACGCUUCCACAUCUUUACUGUAAUGAGGUGACCAGAACUAGACACAAUACUCCAGAUGUGGCCGAACCAGGCUUCUGUAUAGCUACAGCAUAAGUUCACGGCCCUUGAACUCAAUCCCUCUAUGAAUGAAAGCUAACACACAUAUGCCUUCUUAACAACUCUAUCCACCUAGGUGGCAGCUCUCCAGGAACUGUGGACAUAAACUCCAAGAUCCCUCCACUUCUCCACACUGCCAAGAAUCUUUCCGUUAACCCUGUGUUCUGCUUUCAAGUUUGUCCUUCCAAAAUGAAUCACCUCACACUUUGCAGGGUUAAACUCCGUCUGCAACUUCUCAGCCCUGCUCUGCAUCCUAUCAAUGUCCCUUUGUAACCUAGAACAUCCCUCCGCACUGUCCACAAUGUGACCCACCUUUGUAUUGUCUGCGAAUUUGCUAUUCCACCCUUCCACUCCUUCAUACAAAUCAUUUACAAAAAUCAUGAAUAGAUGAGGACCCAAAACAGAUCCUUGUGAUACACCACUUGUAACUGAGCACCAAGUUGAAUAUUUUCCGUCCACUACCACCCUUUGUCUUCUAAGCGACUGAAUCCACUCUGCCACAUUUUCCCCUAUUCCAUGCCUCCUUACUUUCUGCAUGACCCUGCCAUGGGGAACCUUAUCAAACGCCUUACUUAAAUCCAUGUAUACCACAUCUACUGUUCCACCUUCGUCAACGUGUUUGGCCACCUCUUCAAAGAAUUCAAUAAGGCUUGUGAGGCAUGAUCUGCUCCUCACAAAUCCAUGCUGACUAUCAUGAAUCAAACUGUGCCUUUCCAAGUGAUCAUAAAUCCUGUCUCUGAGACCUUUCCAAUAAUUUGCCCACCAUUCACGUAAGACUAACUGGCCUGUAAUUUCCGGGGUUAUCCCUGUUCCCUUUUUUUGAACACGGGAAUGAUGUUUGUCCGGUCUUCCGGUGCUAUACCCAUGGACAAUGAGGAUGAAAAUAUCAUUGCUAAAGGCCCUGCAGUCUUGUCCCUCCCUUCCCACAGAAUCCUUGGAUAAAUCCCAUAAGUCCAGGGGGACUUAUCUAUCUUCAAUUUCCUCAGAAUUCUUAACACAUCAUCAUCUUUACUAACAUCAACCUCCUCUAGCCCACCUGCCUGUUUCACAACAUCCUCCUCUACAACUAGAUCCCCCUCGGUUGCAAAUACUGAAGUAAAAAAUACUAUCUGCCCUACCUGAAUCCACCUGUCACCAUCUCGCCUACCUUACCCCAGCCCCAUUUCUUCUCCCCUUAUUGAUUUCCAAGCUCCCUUCUCACACCGCUCCCCCCCCCCCAGUUCUGAAGAAGGGUCCUGAUCAGAAACGUCAGUUUUCCUACUCCUCUGAUGCUGCCUGACCUGCUGUGUUCCUCCAGCUUCACGUUGUGUUGUUUCUGACACCAGCAUCUGCAGUUUUUAGUCUCUACAGAGAUUGUAUGCUAAUUUGUAUACUGCUAAGUUGCUUUGUGUUUUCUUUACAUUUUCUAAGUGCGUUUCUUAGCAUUUGUGGGUAUUUACACAAGUUUUACAUUGUUGUAGGAGGAUUUGAGUGUGUUUCAACCAAUCAUUUAUGUCAGUUGUUUUAAAUAUCUAGAAAUAGCUGGGGAGGUGAGAGUGCGUGCUAAGCAGGAUGCCAUGGGUGGAGAAAGGAUUUGUCGAAGACUUUGGAAAGGCUUCCCUCUGGUGUUCUUCCUCAAUGUUAUGAUUGCGUAGACUGAGAAGGAUAAUAGGCACAGGUGUGGGAGGGCUUCAGCCAUUAAAAUAAGCAAUAUUACACUGAAAGGAUAAUCAAUUGCUUUUCAAGGUUGCCACAACAUCAAAUUGAUGUGAUCUGAUUUUUUUUAUUGCUGAAAACAUGGGUAGCAAAAAUCAAAUUAACGAGACUUACUUAACUCUUAGUAUUUUAUCAGUGCUGUGUUUUUUUAGAAAAAUGUUUCAUAGCAGAUGUUUUCCAGUUACUGAGCAGAGACAUUUACAACUGUGAACAGAUAGUUAGCAGACAUUUCCUACCAAUUGGAAACAUUACUGCCAGCUGAAAUGCAGACAAGUUAGAAAUGUGCAGGACGGACAAUUAAAUUGGCAAACUUAAUUAAAAUGGUCAGUUUUUGAAAGAAAGUCUGUUAGUUCCUAAUUUAUUUUAGCUUUUAAGUCAUUCUGAAAGAAAAGGAAAAGCCUUUGAAAUGCAUUGAUACACUAAUGGGGGGUGUGGCAUGUUUUUUUAAAAAAAAGGUUGCAUGGCAUUUCUUUACUGUGAAUCAUUAGUAUCAGGAUUCCAACUUGAAUGGAAACUACAUACCCCUGUGUGCUAUCCAUUGCUAUUUGACAGAAGAAACUGCAGUUGUUAAAUAAAAACUAAGUUUGAGAGAUGCACAGCAAGUCUGCCAGUAGAUGCAAAAGGAAAAGGUUUUAAUUCUGAUUAUUUUAUCAGAAUUGCAGAUUGAAAGAUAAUUCCAUUUCAAUUCAAGUUUUGAUGUAGGAUCUAUAUCUGAAAUUCGUUCUUUUUUUCUCUUUACAGAUGCUAACAGACCAGCUGUGUGCUUCCAGUAAUUUCUGCUUUUACUUAACAUUUCAUGGGUUUCUUCUGUUGACGAAAUGUUUCAUGAACUGUAGGAGUCUUCUGUCUUAAUCUGUCACUUUGCAGACAUGCACAGACGGCGGGCAGCUGGCAUGUAUUUGCUAGCUAGCACCUCUUUGUACCAUUUGUCUUUUUCAAAGCAGAUUGAGGUGCAUAUGUUUUAAUUUUCAGCAUAUCAGCACUGAGCUCUACUGUAUACAGAAUUUGUUUUAUUGUAUUGUUUUUGUUGCAGCAUUGAAAACCUAGCAGGUUGCUAGAGUUGUGGGACUUUCUUGUCCUGGAUCUCUAGUUCAUUAACAAAUGAAGGCAUUGUUGUUCACAGAAAAAAAGAAUGAUCUGAUUCUUGCUGUUUUGAGUUGGUUUUGGCGACUCCAGAGCAUCAUUACAAUCAGUCUUCAUAACGUAGUCUUGUGGGUUUCAUUUGUGAUAGGUAAGGGUGUAGGGAUGUACAGCUGAUGCAAUGACUAUUUUGGCAGCAAGACUAGUAGCAGAGAUCCAGUUAGUAGUAUUAGUAAUAAGAAGUUGAUCUUGGAGAAUGUGCAAAGGAAAAAAGUAAAUAAGCUUGAGCCAGCACUUUGCUUACAGAAUACACUGGAUCACGUGUUGAUCAUUUAACCAGUAUUGCUAGACUGGGAUGGUUUUAAUUUAUGUACCAAGUGAAUAAUCCAGCACAAUAGUGUUUGGCUGUGAACUGAAUGUUAUCUAUUUGUGAAAGACUUGUUAAGAUUUUUAUAUUUUGAAUGCUGUUUGCAGUGCUUGAUGGUACGGAUGCUCUUGAUUUAUUAUUUUCAGAUAUUUAUACUGUUUAUUAAAAGUGGCUAAAUUAAUGCGGUGUAAUCAUAUUUUUCAUUUUUUGGAAUCUUU
This is a messenger RNA of Stegostoma tigrinum, 13261 nucleotides long. It is a transcript of the gene arel1, whose product is annotated as apoptosis resistant E3 ubiquitin protein ligase 1. Gene Ontology annotation, biological process: protein polyubiquitination; negative regulation of apoptotic process; proteasome-mediated ubiquitin-dependent protein catabolic process. Bases 1027 to 3501 code for a protein of 824 amino acids. The record is from RefSeq and is a predicted model, not a curated record. NCBI's taxonomy places the organism in Eukaryota, Metazoa, Chordata, Chondrichthyes, Orectolobiformes, Stegostomatidae. Gene Ontology annotation, molecular function: ubiquitin-protein transferase activity. The transcript is spliced from 22 exons.